UGAAGAAAACACACCUCCUCGAUUUGUCGAUACAGUCCAGGCUCUCCUCUGAAAUGUUCCAGUCAGGACGAAAUUAGGGUUUCAUUGUUCAUCCUUUUUCAGAAUCGUAAAUGGGUAUUCAAGGGCUUUUGCCGUUGCUGAAAUCGAUAAUGGUACCGAUGCAUAUCAAGGAGCUUGAGGGUUGUAUCGUCGCCGUUGAUACAUAUUCAUGGCUACACAAAGGGGCUUUAUCUUGUAGCCGAGAGCUCUGCAAAGGAUUACCCACCAAGAGGCAUAUCCAAUAUUGUAUGCAUAGAGUGAAUUUACUCCGCCAUCAUGGAGUGAAGCCUAUUCUGGUCUUUGAUGGAGGUCCCUUACCGAUGAAACUAGAACAAGAGAAUAAGCGUGCUAGGUCCAGAAAGGAAAAUCUUGCACGUGCAUUGGAGCAUGAAGCUAAUGGAAAUUCCUCUGCUGCUUAUGAGUGCUAUUCAAAGGCUGUUGACAUAUCACCUUCUAUUGCGCAUGAGUUGAUACAGGUUCUGAGACAGGAGAAUGUUGAUUAUGUUGUUGCUCCUUACGAAGCUGAUGCACAGAUGACCUUCUUAGCUAUUAAUAAGCAAGUUGAUGCAAUCAUCACUGAGGAUUCGGAUCUCAUACCUUUUGGCUGCCCAAGAAUCAUUUUUAAGAUGGACAAGUUUGGUCAUGGUGUUGAGUUUCAAGCUUCCAAGCUACCGAAAAAUAAAGAUCUCAGUCUUUCGGGAUUUUCAAGCCAAAUGAUUCUUGAAAUGUGCAUAUUAAGUGGCUGUGAUUAUCUGCAGUCACUUCCAGGAAUGGGACUCAAAAGAGCUCAUGCUCUCAUCACAAAGUUCAAAAGCUAUGACAGAGUAAUUAAACACUUAAAGUACAGCACAGUUUCAGUUACCCCUGGUUAUGAGGAGUCAUUCAAGAGAGCUUUACUGACUUUCAAGCAUCAACGUGUCUAUGACCAAAAAACUGAAGAUAUUAUGCACUUGUCUGGAUUUUCUGACAACCUUGGCGAAGAUUCAGAUUUUGUAGGCCCAUUAAUGCCACAACAUAUUGCUAAAGGUAUAGCACUAGGCCAGCUUGAUCCAUUCACACAGUUGCCAUUCCAGGCUGAGAGUGUUACUCCUAAAUUGGCGGUUGAUGAUAUUUCCUGUCCCAAAAGUUUCAAACCUGAAAUUCUGAAGAAAAAGCUUGAUUUACCAGUCCAGAAAAAUCUUCUCACCAAGUAUUUCUGCUUUGCAUCUAUUGAGGCCAAAAGGAAAUUCAAGGCUCCUAGGAUAUCUCCAAUGUCUCUGACCCCAACUGGUGAGUCUCCAAGCACUCCUGAGGAUAACGCAACAAAUGUAGAUGCUCUCUCAAGUCAGAUAACAAAUGAAUCCCCGGGUUAUGGCUUGGGUAAAAAUGCAUACGUUAGCGAAGUUGCUGAGGAAAGAAGUUCACACGACAAUGAUGCAAAGGAAAGGAAUUACAAGGACCUUGAACAUAAGUACGUCGAACCUGAAGUGGUGAGGCCGAAGACAGAUAGUUUGAAGGUUGUAGUAAGGAGCAAGUAUUUUAAGCACAAGCAGGAGGGAAGUCCUAAACAAUCGUUCUCAUGUCUCAAUGAUUGCUCUGUGAGUGGUCAGAAAAAAAAUGCUAAAAAUGUGAUUGACAUGUCAAGUGCGUGUAGAAGAGAAGACAGUGACAGAACUAUAGCAACAAGUCCAUGUUUCCCUCAUGAGGAAAUUUAUAACGGUCAUGAAAAUGCCAAAGAAGCGAGUUUCUCUGCCAUGAACGAAGUUGCUGGCAGUGGCAGAACCACAAACAUCCACAAGAUAGAUAAUCAGAUCGAUAAAGAAGAACAGAACCCAUCCAUUGAGAUCCGUUCUGCUUUUAGUACUCCCCAGAAUGUAAUACCUCUCUCUUCCAUUGCUAUUAAUAGUUUUCAUGGAGCUGCAACAGGGAAGAGAAAGUUUGACUCAGAUGAAAACCUUCAGAAGGAAAAUUUGAAUUUCAAGCACAUGCGCAUGGGUGAAAGUGAUCCUGCUCUAAACACAGAAACAUCAUUUGGAACUGACGACGUUGAGAAGUUUGGAUCAAACAUUUCACAUAUUGGGCAUUACUCAGAAAUAGCAGAGAAAUCAGUGGAAAAAUUUGUCUCAGCUAUAUCAUCUUUCAGAUAUUCAGUGUCUGGCUCUCGUGCUAGCGGUCUCCGUGCACCUCUUAAAGAUAUCCGCAACACUUGUCCAUCAUCUAAAGGAAACAGGUUAUCUCCUAGACCAGACUUCAGCAAGUUUGGUUACACGUCAAGUAACCUAGACAAGGUAACCAAGUCAAGGCGAUUGUGAGCUCAGGAAAUGUAAGUUAAUCAUCUCUUUAGGGCCACAUGUUAGAGUUUUAGCUGUGGGAAUCAACUUGCUUGGUCGCAAACUCGCAAUGAUAUGGUUGUUGUUUUGAAUGAUAUUGUAUCUGUUAGCUAUUCACUGUGCAGAACAUUUUUGUUAUAGAUUCUUUACACAACAACUUGAUUGAUUGAUUCAUAAAUGAAAAGUACUUUCAACUUGUCU
Capsella rubella is the source of this 2549-nucleotide messenger RNA. RefSeq names its product exonuclease 1. The transcript has 14 exons. The record is from RefSeq and is a predicted model, not a curated record. Lineage: Eukaryota; Viridiplantae; Streptophyta; Magnoliopsida; Brassicales; Brassicaceae. Gene Ontology annotation, molecular function: 5'-3' DNA exonuclease activity; metal ion binding; DNA binding. The coding region runs from base 111 to 2330 and encodes 739 amino acids.